AUAAUAAUAAUAAUGAAGCGUGUAUCGCGGGGGUGGUGCGAAGGAAAAAGCGCGUAAAAGUAAAAGAAGAGAAGAGAAGCGGUGCGGUUCGAGAGAAGAGAAAUCGUAAAUCGGAAUUUAUCGAAGCGUGGGUAAGGAAUAAGCGAUGGCAGGGUACAAGGGCGACGACGAGUACGAUUAUCUCUUCAAGCUGGUUCUGAUCGGCGAUUCCGGUGUGGGCAAGUCCAACUUGCUUUCGAGGUUCACGCGCAACGAGUUCAAUUUGGAGUCCAAGUCCACCAUAGGGGUUGAGUUCGCCACCAAGAGCUUGACCAUCGAUGCUAAGGUCAUCAAGGCUCAGAUUUGGGACACUGCUGGUCAAGAAAGGUACCGUGCCAUCACUAGUGCUUAUUACCGAGGAGCUGUUGGAGCCUUACUUGUCUAUGAUGUCACACGCCGUGCUACAUUUGAGAAUGCUGCAAGAUGGUUGAAAGAGUUGAGAGAUCACACAGACCCCAACAUUGUGGUCAUGCUUAUUGGAAAUAAGUCGGAUCUUCGACACCUUGUUGCUGUCCCAACAGAUGAUGGAAAAUCUUUUGCAGAGAGGGAGUCUCUCUACUUCAUGGAAACUUCUGCUUUGGAAGCAACCAAUGUUGAAAAUGCAUUUACUGAGGUUCUUUCUCAGAUAUAUCGCAUAGUGAGCAAGAGAGCAGUUGAGGCUGGCGACAACGGCGGUUCUUCUUCUGUCCCGUCUAAAGGACAAACUAUAAACGUGAAAGAUGAUUCUUCAGUUUUGAAGAAAAUUGGAUGCUGCACAAACUAGAUGCUUCAUCUAUGGCAUUUGGAUUUUAAAGCUAGUUUCAUCUUGUAAAUGCCUACAUUGGAGUCGUGAUAUCAUGUAGAAUAAGGCUAGUCUUGCAUAUUGUUUUGGACAGUGUUUGCAAUUUACAAGCAUCAUCCAUAUACGCAGGAUCAUGUUUCCGUGAAACGGUCAUUCGAAAGACGUGUUUGAAACAAAUAGGUCUACACCCAAGUUCAUAUAGGUUAAGUUUUAUUUGCAGGAUUUUGAUAUUUGCUAUGCUCUAGUUAUGGUGCAGCUAGUACAGUUCGAAUGUCUACUUUAGAAUUGAAGUUUUAAAGUAUGGAUGCCAUUACGUUUAGUUAUGUUGAAAUGUCUAUACACCAUAUGGAUUCUACAUA
Messenger RNA from Cajanus cajan (pigeon pea), 1179 nucleotides. RefSeq names its product ras-related protein Rab11D. Gene Ontology annotation, molecular function: GTPase activity; GTP binding. The record is from RefSeq and is a predicted model, not a curated record. NCBI's taxonomy places the organism in Eukaryota, Viridiplantae, Streptophyta, Magnoliopsida, Fabales, Fabaceae.